This is a messenger RNA of Menidia menidia (Atlantic silverside), 1233 nucleotides long. NCBI's taxonomy places the organism in Eukaryota, Metazoa, Chordata, Actinopteri, Atheriniformes, Atherinopsidae. The record is from the annotation of a GenBank genome assembly.
AUGAUGUCUGGCCAGCGACUGCAGGGCUGCCGCUCCCUGCACUUCAACGAGGACAACGGCCGCUUCGCGCUGCUCGCCAUCCUCAUCCUGCUGUACCUGCUGUGCGGCGCUGCGGUCUUCUCGGCCAUCGAGAGGCCCUCCGAGCUGACGGCUCACGGCCGCUGGAACGGGACGCUCCUCAACUUCAGCGAGACCUUCAACAUCAGCCUGCACGAGCUCAACUCCUUCCUGCGGGAGUACGAGGCUGCCAUCGCCGCCGGGAUCCGGGCGGACGCUCUCAGGCCGAGAUGGGAUUUUACAGGGGCUUUUUAUUUUGUUGGAACUGUGGUGUCGACUAUAGGGUUUGGGAUGACAACACCUGUGACAAUUGCAGGCAAGGUGUUCCUGAUCUUUUACGGGCUUCUGGGCUGUGCUGCUACUAUCCUUUUCUUCAACCUCUUCCUGGAGCGCAUCAUCACACUUCUGGCCGUGGUGAUGAAGGCUGUGAGGGAGAGGAGAAUCAGGAACAGUGGCCUCCUCCCACCAGGCAUCCGGCAUGACUUUUCAGCCUACUCCCUCCCUGGAUGGAAGCCCUCUGUCUACCAUGUGAUGCUGAUUCUCGGCCUGUCGGCAAUCACCAUUUCCUGCUGUGCGUCCGCCAUGUACACCCCUGUGGAGGGCUGGACUUACUUGGACUCGCUCUACUUCUGCUUUGUCACCUUCAGCACCAUAGGCUUUGGGGACUUUGUCAGCAGCCAGGGCGCUGUUUACGAAUACCAAAGCCUCUACAGGGUGGCCAAUUUCUUCUUCAUGCUGAUGGGUGUGUGCUGCAUAUAUUCCCUGUUCAAUGUCAUUUCUAUCGUCAUUAAGCAGGUGCUCAACUGGAUGCUUGAGAAAAUGAGCUGCCUGUUUUGUCAGCGUUGCAAUAAGGCCAACGCCUUCUUGGGCCGACGCAAUGCCAUCCGCCCAGGCUCCAAGGGGCGCCAGGCCAAGUUUGGCCAGCUGCCUGACUCAGACGGACCUUGUGACAGCGACACUGAGGGACGGAGACUAUCAGGGGAGAUGAUCUCAAUGAAAGACCUCGCAGCUUCGAAUAAGGUGUCACUGGCCAUCAUGCAGAAGCAGCUGUCCGAGUCGGCCAACGGGUAUCCCAGGACAGUCUGUGGCAGCUCACGCCAUAAUGGCUUCUCCGGGGGAGUCGGGGCCCUCGGGAUCAUGAACAACAGGCUGGCAGAGACCAGUAACUCCAGGUAG